Lucilia cuprina (Australian sheep blowfly) is the source of this 591-nucleotide messenger RNA. RefSeq names its product defense protein l(2)34Fc-like. Bases 52 to 531 code for a protein of 159 amino acids. The transcript has 2 exons. Gene Ontology annotation, molecular function: oxidoreductase activity, acting on metal ions. The record is from RefSeq and is a predicted model, not a curated record. NCBI's taxonomy places the organism in Eukaryota, Metazoa, Arthropoda, Insecta, Diptera, Calliphoridae.
AAACUUAUUACUAAAACAACUGUCGUGCAAAUAAGUUCAAUCUCAUUCAACAUGUUUCGCUCUAUUUUAAUUGUCUGCUUUGUGGCAGCUCCCGUUUUUGGACAUUCUAUUGGUGCUCCUACGUCCGUUUGUGAAAAUGGUCUAAGUGUUGGUCAUCAUGCUGUACCACAAACUACUGAAGCUCCCUAUAGUUUUUCUGGUGAAAAUAACGUGAAAUCGGGUGAAAAAAUUUCUCUUACUUUGAGUGGUGAUGAUUUCUUGGGUUAUGUUUUACAAGCCCAAAAUGCACAGGAACAACCUGUUGGUACUUUUAAAAUUGUUGAAGCUAAUAAAUCACAACUUUUAAAAUGUUCAGCUGAAGGAGAUACCUUAACCCAUGUACAGUUGGAUAAAAAACCUAUUACUAGUGUGGAAUUUGAAUGGUUAGCCCCAGCUGAUUAUAAAGGAAAUGUUAAAUUUAUUGCUACUGUUGUCAAGGAUUAUGCCACUUUCUGGGAACGAAAAGUAACCAAAAAUGUUGUGGUUGAAUAAAUUUUGUAAAAUAUUUUGAAAAAGUUUUUAAAUAGAAAACGGUUGUUCUUAAAAAAGUAA